This is a messenger RNA of Puccinia graminis f. sp. tritici CRL 75-36-700-3, 386 nucleotides long. RefSeq lists its product as uncharacterized. The transcript has a single exon. The record is from RefSeq and is a predicted model, not a curated record. The coding region runs from base 104 to 271 and encodes 55 amino acids. NCBI's taxonomy places the organism in Eukaryota, Fungi, Basidiomycota, Pucciniomycetes, Pucciniales, Pucciniaceae.
AGCCCAUUUCAGAACUGGCUGAAUGCCUGUCUGUCCGACCUCCUCACCGCGCUCUUGGUAGCUGGAUCGGCGUCGGCGGAGCAGACCUCGGUUUACACUUUGGAUGGUGACGAUGACCCGGUUGCAAACCCUCCCCGGGCUCUUCACUGUGCUGACGGUAGUUCACUUGGUGGGAUUGGCAUCGGGAUUGGCACAACCAGCCCUUUCUUUGUUAACACUUUCGAACAAGUCUUCUUCCACUGGCUCGGUUGUGCUCAGCCAAGACAUAUGACUCGGUCUAAGCCCACAAUAUUGCAUGCCCGACCCAGCUGGUCCGUCACUUUUAGCCACCCACGUUGUCAGCAUCAGCGAACAAUUCUCAGUCCUGCAAGUUCCUACGCUCUGGA